Bactrocera oleae (olive fruit fly) is the source of this 3436-nucleotide messenger RNA. Its product is annotated as PRADC1-like protein. The record is from RefSeq and is a predicted model, not a curated record. Lineage: Eukaryota; Metazoa; Arthropoda; Insecta; Diptera; Tephritidae.
UUUUGUUCUCAAAUCAGCAGCUCCAGUAUUUUAAUUUACAAUUAAAAAACAAUCACAGUGAUAUUUGAAAUUUUAUUUUGAAGGUUCGUGCUUCUGAGUUGGGUUUCUUUGCUCUUCUUUGUUAUAUUCUUUCUUGGGGUUACUCCGGACUGCUAUAUACUCCGCUCCUUCAACUGGGCCUGACACCCGGCUCCUUACAGCAAAAAAAAACAAAAAUGCAUUGUGUCAACAUUAAUCGUAUCAGCCCAGUUAAUUAGCUAAGUCAGAUCACUUUAAAUGAAGGUGAUGUUGAUGAUGAUGUGGUGUUGUACGUGGUUGGACUGUGUAUGUUCACUGGAGGAGAUGAAUAUGAAGCAGCAAUAAAUCUCAAUUUCGAUCGACAACAAACAAUUUCAAUUCCUCAGGAUUACUUAAACGCAGUUCCGCUUCAAUAUAUCUGCGCAAUUUGCUACAAAGAGCCGUAUAAGCGCUCAAAUCGGAAAUAGAAAAUUUUUUGUAUUGAAAAUAGGUUUUAUAAGGAAGGAGAGUGUGAGUUUAAUUUUUGUUUUAUGUUUUUUCUUUUAUUUUUUUUUUGUUAUAAGUUGGUUGCAAUUGUAGUGUAUGUGUAGUAUACGAAGUCAUGCCGCUACUUAAUUGCGGCUCCCUUUCUCGUCACAUUCGCGUCUCAGAUGGCCGCUCUUGCCGCAGCCGUAGCAUGUCUUCGCUGUAUCCGGACAGUGCUUGGAAAUGUGGCCUGUGCGGUUGCACUUAUAGCAUGAAAUGUUGCUAACAUUUCGAUCGUUAAGAGCUUCUGGGCAAUUACGCGCCCAGUGACCAAGCUUGUUGCACUUAUAGCAAGUGGGAUUGUCAGCCUGUGAACACUCCUUCGAGAUGUGCCCAAUUCCAUUGCAACGAUAACAGCGUUCUGCUUCCUCGGGGCAUGUACGCGCAAAGUGACCAAGUUGAUUGCACUUGUAGCACUUUUCGCGAGCACCUCCGCGUCUCAUAUCACGGCCUCCUCCUCCUCCUCCUCCUACCAUACCACCACCGGCGUUGCAGUCGCGGGCAAAGUGGCCUGGACGGUUGCACUUAUAACACGUGGGAGCUGACAUUUUUCUUCCUUGCUUAUCUGCUAUCGCGGGUGUCUUACCAACUAAAAAGUCUUUGCCACAGUCCAAACGUUAAAACAACUAAAUGCAGCGCGCUCCUCUCGGUGAAAAUUGCUUUCACCACUCCACGCACUGAACACAAAUCGAAAUGGCUGCCGACGUCGACGUUCGUCCAAAAGCGCCUCCGACUACUUUACAAAAAUGCCCCACAAAACUCGAAAACCAGGGUUACCUGUCUCUAAUCCAUACAUAUACAUAAGUGUUGCCAAUCCUUUUACAUGCAUUUCCACUACCUCAUGUAAAUUUGCUUAAUUUAGGCCACAAACAUGGUAAUUCACAAAGUUUGAUAUAUAUAAAUAAUUUGAGAUAUAUAAAUAAACAUAACUGAAACAUUAUGGCAUAAUAAAAACUUUGCAUUGCACAGAAAAUGCAGCGUGGCAAUAAGUGCAUUUUAUCCUCGCAAGAUGGCGCUAAGGGCUUUCGACAGAGUUCUCAAUGAAGGGGUUACUUAAUUGCAAGGGAUACACAUCGAAACUGCAGCGGACAAUACCCUCCGGUCACAAAAGUGUUGCCUAACUUUUGUUUCGCAACGAUGCCCCAGAUUGAGUGUUGCCAUUGUUUUUCAAUAUAAUUUAGUGGCAGUACUAAAUUAUUUGCAGUUACAGAGAUCCACAAGAAAUAAAAUUUAUGAACUCGGUUUGGCUAUUUAGUUAAGAGGUUAAGGGUAGUCAGUUUUCAAAAAAAAAAAAAGUCGAAAAUUUAAAUAAGUCAGACAAAUGCUUUGCGUUAUUCUAUAAAUAGCAAAAGGUUCUCGGCUGCUCUGGAACGUUCAGGUAAAACUUCAAAUGCCUAGAUUUCAUAACUAUGUGUUUUGAAGUAAUGACCACUGUAGCUCGAAAACCGGUUGUAGAUUUUAGUGAAACUUAUAGAGCUUUUUGAAAAUACGCAACAUGGCCGAAGAGCGUUUUUUAAUUUCGAUUUUUUUAAACAAUUAACUGUUGGUUUUUUCUCUCAAAUCCGCUCCCUUUUUUUUAAUUAAAAAAGCUCACAUCAGGCACUUGAUUACCUAUUAAUAAAACUAAUUUUAUUUUGUCCGAUUGAUCUUAGAUGAAUCUUUAAGGAUUAGUGAUGGUCGACGCACGGAGCUUCGAUUGGAACUGGAUCAGCACAGCCAUUACUUUGAAAAUUAGUUAACAAUCAAGUCGAAACUUCAUUUAAUAUUGCUAUUGCUAUAUAAAACAAAAUUAGUUACUGUAAAAAAAAUUAUUUAAAAUUGUAAUUUUUUCAUCUCUCCAAAUGAAUUUAUAUUUCCGUUAAAUUUGUUGAUUGUUUUCACUCUGUGGUAUUUCACAAUAAUCCAAAAACUUAUAACGAACUUAUUUGACACCCUGCAUUUAGAACACAUCUGAUUUUGUCAACAAAUUGGAAAUUGUAUAAAGUCAAAAUAUUAGUUGGCUCAAGAUACGUUUAUGUAAAUAUUUAAAAUGCUGCACCGGCAGCGGUGUUGAACAAUUCGAACUACGAAGAGUGUUUAAGAAAUGUGCUCGUUGACAUGUUUAAAUCCCAUCGCAAUCGCACUCAAUUUGCUAUUGCUUGUGAUAGCGCCCUUAUCAGGAGUACAUCAUCCACCCAUUCACGAUAUUAUCACAACCCAAGAUAUUAUAGCUGGUGAUGUCUUCUUUGAGAUAACAGAACCUGCUGUGCUGGAGUACACGUAUCGGUUGCGACCGGCGAAAGAUUUUGGUGUAUCAUUUGUCUCACAGCGAUUCACAGGAAUUGCAUUAGUUUUAACGCAACCAUCAGAUGCAUGCUCAAAAAUUAGAAACUAUCGCGAACUUCGUGGCAACGUAGCAUUAAUUAAAAGAGGCGAAUGUUCGUUCUUAACAAAAACUAUCAACGUUGAACUUGCUGGCGCCAAAGCUGCUAUAAUGACAGAAUUUGACGAUGAUUCGGCUGAGUUUGAGUAUUACAUAGAAAUGGUACAUGACAACACAAGUAGAGAAGCUCAUAUACCAGCCGGAUUUUUGCUAGGCAAAAACGGGGUUAUAAUUCGAUCAACGUUAAUGAGUCUACGACGGCCACAUGCCAUUAUAAAUAUACCAGUGAAUUUAACAUUUGUGCCACCUGCUCAAAUAAAUCAUCCGCCCUGGUUGGGUUGGUAAAUUCGUUUAUCAAAGACAUAGAUGGAGAACUUGAUGAACAAAUCCAAAAAUAAUAACCAAAGUGCAUUCAUUCAACUGACUCACCAUAGAAAUGGCUAUGUAGGCUGCUAAAUAUGAGAUUUAUUUGUAAUGUGCAAUUCUUUAUUUUUAUAUACAAAAACAGAUCAACCUGCUAAAUCAAAUUUA